GAAAAGAACUGGGUUCUUUUUUAUUGAUUUAAGCCUUCAAAGUUUAAAACUUGAGUUGGAACCUAAAUCAAUUAACGAGUUGGGACUUGGAAAAAAGGAAGGUCUUAAAAGGAUUCAAAUCUGGCUCUAGAAGCGAUUGCAUCACUAUCUAUCUUUGAUGUGUUGAUUUGGGCAGAUUCUGAUCAGGUUUGUUAUGGUUUCUGUUUUCCCCCCUUUGGCUGAGGUUAUUAAAUUUUUAUGGAUGGUUAGGGAAACCACACUGACUUGGUGCCAUGGAAACUCCUUUUCUGUGGUUGUUGUUUUCUUAUCUUAUUCUCUGUGCUUCUGCCACCGAUGUUGAAUAUGACAACUGCAACUGUGAUGAUGGGGAAGGGAUUUGGAGCAUACAUAGUAUACUUGUUGGCCAAAAAGUCAGUGAUUUUUUCAUUGCUAUUGCAUAUUUUUCCAUCCCCAUUGAACUCCUUUACUUUGUAAGCCGUUCCAAUGUUCCAUUCAAAUUGCUAUUCCUUCAAUUUGUGGCCUUCAUAGUCCUUUGUGGCUUGACCCAUUUACUCAAUGCAUAUUCUUAUCACGGCCCUUCCUCCUUUCAGUUGUUGCUUUCCCUUACCGUUGCUAAAUUCCUCACUGCUCUUGUCUCAUGUGCAACUGCAUUGACCCUUCCCCCCCUCAUCCCUCUUCUUCUCAAAAUCAAAGUCAGGGAGCUCUACUUGAGGCAGAAUGUGAUGGAAUUGGACCAAGAGGUUGGGAUAAUGAAGAAACAAAAGGAAGCAAGCUGGUAUGUUAGGAUGCUCACAAGGGAAAUUAGGAAGACUCUUGAUAAACAUACCAUCUUGUACACCACACUUGUUGAGCUUUCCAAGACAUUGGAUUUGCAUAAUUGUGCAGUUUGGAUGCCAAAUAAGGACAGAGGAGAAAUGCACUUAACCCAUGAAUUGAAAACAAACUCUGCAAAGUUUUAUCGAAAUUCUAUUCCAGUAAACGACCCUGAUGUAUUAGAGAUAAGAAAAACCAAAGGGGUGAGGAUUUUGAGGCCUGAAUCUGCACUAGGAGCUGCAAGUAGUGGUGGUGGCCCUGGAGAGUUGGGUGCUGUAGCAGCUAUUCGCAUGCCCAUGCUUCAUGUUUCAAAUUUCAAAGGAGGGACACCAGAGUUGGUUGAGACAUGUUAUGCUAUACUGGUUUUGGUUCUUCCAAGUUCAAACUCUAGGGUUUGGACUCGCCAUGAGAUGGAGAUAGUUGAAGUAGUUGCUGAUCAGGUGGCUGUGGCCUUGUCCCAUGCAUCUGUUCUUGAAGAGUCUCAGCUAAUGAGACAGAAACUAGAAGAGCAAAACCUAGCAUUGCAACAGGCUAAAGAGAAUGCAAUGAUGGCAAGUCAGGCAAGGAAGUCGUUUCAGAAAGUGAUGAGCCAUGUAAUGCGGAGGCCUAUGCAUUCAAUUUUGGGGAUGCUUUCAUUGUUUCAAGAGGAGAAUGUGAGAUCUGAACAGAAGAUUAUUGGGGACACAAUGUUGAAAGUUGGCAAUGUGCUCUCAAGUUUGAUUAAUGAUGUAAUGGAGAUUUCGGAAAAUGAUAAGGGAAGUUUUCGGUUAGAGAUGAAACCUUUCCUUUUACAUUCCAUGAUGAGGGAAGCUGCUUGCAUUGUGAAGUGCUUGUGUGCAUAUGAAGCCUUUGGUUUUGAAAUUAAUGUACAGAAGUCUUUACCUGAACUGGUUAUAGGCAAUGAGGCAAGGGCUUUUCAAGUUAUUUUGCAUAUGGUUGGCUCUUUAUUGAAUAUGUAUGACAGAGGGAAUCUCAUUUUUCGAGUUUUUCUUGUUAGUGACGGUGGAGACAAGGAUGAUAAAAAUUUUGGAAUUUGGAGAUCAAGCAAUCAAUAUGAAUAUGUACAUAUAAAAUUUGAUUUUCUGAUAACUGGUAAGUCUCAGUCAGAUGAAUCAACUUCAACAAAACAUUAUACUGGUAGGAGGCAAUACUACAACAAUGAACCUAAGGAGGGCCUCAGCUUCAGCAUGUGCAAAAAGUUGGUACGGAUGAUGCAAGGUAAUAUCUGGAUAUUACCGAACUCUCUGGGUAUGGUGCAAGGCAUGACACUUCUUCUCAAGUUUCAGAUAGGACCAUCUCUUGAAAAAUCCAUAUUUGCACCUAAAGAUUCUUCAAACUCAGAGUUUAGAGGCCUUAAGGUAGUAUUAGCCGAUGAUGACGGUGUAAACAGGACGGUGACAAAGAAGCUACUUGAGAAGCUUGGUUGUGAAGUAACUGCUGUUUCAUCAGGGUUUGAGUGUCUAGGUGCUGUAAGUGGCUCUGGUAACUCAUUCAAAAUUAUUCUCUUGGAUCUUGACAUGCCCGAAAUGGAUGGUUUUGAAGUGGCCAUGAGGAUCCGGAAGUUUCAGAACUAUAAUUGGCCCUUGAUUAUUGCUCUCAUAGCAAGUGCAGAAGAACAUGUGAAUGAGAAAUGCCUACAUGCUGGAAUGAAUGGAUUGAUUCGAAAACCUAUCCUCCUUCAUGAGAUAGCAGAUGAACUUAGAACAUUCCUGCAGCUGAAAAACUCUGAAUACAGUUUUAAGUAGUGUCAUCUUUCGUUCCUCAAUUCAUAACUUCAACGAGUAAAUAUUCAGUAAUGCCGUAUAUAUAUAUAUAGUUGGUU
Molecule: messenger RNA, 2635 nt
Organism: Gastrolobium bilobum
Lineage: Eukaryota; Viridiplantae; Streptophyta; Magnoliopsida; Fabales; Fabaceae
Product: protein EIN4-like
Exons: 2
Coding region: 273-2558 (761 amino acids)
Biological process (GO): phosphorelay signal transduction system; response to ethylene
Cellular component (GO): endoplasmic reticulum; endoplasmic reticulum membrane
Molecular function (GO): ethylene receptor activity; phosphorelay sensor kinase activity; ethylene binding
Source: RefSeq, a predicted model, not a curated record